AUGUCGCCCCCUCCGGCCGCCAUCGACGAAGUCCCCUCCACCGCCCCGCCCAGCAACGGCGGCGUGACCGACGGCCCCAUGAAGCUCGAGGACAUCUACUCGCGCCGCAAGAAGACGGACAAGUCGCAAUGGGGCAUCGCCGCCCCCUCGAACAGCGAGAACUUCAAGGUCUACUCGCACAGCCACAAGCCCAAGGCCAAGAAGUGGGACAGUAAAUUCAGCACCGAGUCCCUCUCGCGCGUGCCCGCGCGGCUCAAGGGCGCCGCCGUCUACCUGGGGCGUCCCGGCAUGAUCUCGCUGGGCGGCGGCCUGCCCUCGUCCGAGUACUUCCCCUUCGACGAGCUCAGCUUCAAGACGCCCGGCGCGGGCCACUUCGACGACGCCGACAGCUCCGCGUGGGCCACGGUGACGUCGGGCAAGAACGACAUGGCGGCCGGCAGGUCCAACUACGACAUCGCCACCGCCUUCAACUACCACCAGGGCUCGGGCUCGGCCCAGCUGCUGCGCUGGGUCACCGAGCACACCGAGCUCGUCCACAACCCGCCCUACGCCGACUGGGCCGUGACGCAGACCGUCGGCAGCACCUCCGCGCUCGACAUGACGCUGCGCAUGCUGUCGCGGCCCGGCGACUACGUCGUGUCGGACGAGUACGCCUUCAGCAGCGCCAUGGACACGGCCGCGCCGCUGGGCGUCCGCUUCGCCGGCGUCAAGAUGGACGCCGAGGGCAUGCUGGCCGACGACCUCGACGCCGUCAUGACGCGCUGGGACCCGGCCGCCCGCGGCGGCGCCCGCAAGCCGCACAUCCUCUACCUCGUGCCCACCGGGCACAACCCGACGGGCGCGACGCAGAGCGCCCAGCGCCGCCGCGACGUCUACCGGGUCGCGCAGAAGCACGACAUGCUCAUCCUCGAGGACGAGCCCUACUACUUCCUGCAGAUGGACCAGUACGUCUCGGGCGGCGAGGCCGUCGAACCGCCCAAGUCGCACGAGGAGUUCCUGGCCGCCAUCGUGCCGUCGCUGCUGAGCAUGGACACGGACGGGCGCGUCAUCCGCUUCGACUCCUUCUCCAAGGUGGUCGCGCCGGGCAGCCGCGUGGGCUGGAUCACGGCCUCGGAGCAGAUUGUCGAGCGCUACUCCAAGCACGCCGACGUGUCGACGCAGGGCCCCAGCGGCAUGAGCCAGCUGCUGCUGUUCAAGCUGCUCGAGGAGCACUGGGGCCACCCGGGCUACGUCGACUGGCUGAUCCACAUCCGCAAGGAGUACACGCAGCGCCGCGACAUCAUCGUCGGCGCCUGCGAGAAGUACCUCCCGACCGAAAUCGUCAGCUGGAACCCGCCCAUGGCCGGCAUGUUUCACUGGAUGGAAGUCGACUGGCGCAAGCACCCGCACGCCUCGACCAAGAGCAUCACGGAGCUCGAGGAGGAAAUCUUCCUCGGCGCCGUCGACAAGGGCGCCCUCGUCAUCCGCGGCAGCUGGUUCUACGCCGAGCCCGACGCCGCCCACGACAAGAUGUUCUUCCGCGCCUCCUUCGCCGCCGCGCCGUCGGACAAGAUCCAGGAGGCCAUCCGCCGCUUCGGCGAGGCGCUCCGGGAGAGUUUCCAGCUGUAA
Diplodia corticola is the source of this 1608-nucleotide messenger RNA. Its product is annotated as aromatic amino acid aminotransferase. Gene Ontology annotation, molecular function: L-2-aminoadipate:2-oxoglutarate transaminase activity; pyridoxal phosphate binding; aromatic-amino-acid:2-oxoglutarate transaminase activity. Lineage: Eukaryota; Fungi; Ascomycota; Dothideomycetes; Botryosphaeriales; Botryosphaeriaceae. Gene Ontology annotation, biological process: aromatic amino acid catabolic process; L-tyrosine biosynthetic process. The coding region runs from base 1 to 1608 and encodes 535 amino acids. The transcript has 3 exons. The record is from RefSeq and is a predicted model, not a curated record.